Molecule: messenger RNA, 2013 nt
Organism: Teleopsis dalmanni
Lineage: Eukaryota; Metazoa; Arthropoda; Insecta; Diptera; Diopsidae
Exons: 3
Coding region: 235-990 (251 amino acids)
Source: RefSeq, a predicted model, not a curated record
GAAUAUAUAAUUAAUAAAAAUAUUGUAAUUAUACGAGAAGAAAACUAUAUUUUUACGAUUUUUUGUACGCGCAACAAGCAAGCAAUUUUGUGCUUAGCAAAUAUAUAAAAUACACUUCAGUUGUGAAACUGUACUGAACGUGUAGUGAUUGCUCUUUGUUAAGUUCAGCAUUAGGAGCACUUCAUCCAAACGCCAACAACACUAAUACCAACAACACAAACAACAAUAGCGAACAUGUCAUACGAAGCUGAGAAGACGCUUUCGUUAUUUUAUCCUUUCAUAAUUAUCACAUCGGCCAUUUGUUGCAUUACUUCAGGAGUUGCUUGGGCGCACUGGCGUUACGUGCUUAAUGCCUGUCCGGAAACCAAUUGCGGCUGCUAUUUGUUUGCACGCUCAACAUACUCCAGCUUUGAGGGUGGCCAUAUCGCCUAUUGUCAUUUUGCCACAUUUGGUCUGCUGUUGCCACUAAUAUUUGCUAUCAUCCUGGGUAUUUAUCACGUUUAUCGUGUUUGUAUGGGCACUGCAAAACGCAAAUCAGGGACCACAACAAUACGUCAAAGAUCUGGUGACAUGAUUGUUGUAACCACUGAAUCUGAGUUAACUGACAGUAGUAUAUCACCGUACUAUUGGACACCAGCUGCUAUAAUUUCCUGCGUAAUGGCAUUGUACACAUUAAUUUAUGCCUCAAUAUUUACCGAUGGGUUUGAAGUCACUUGCAAACAGUACCGAGAAGGACUGCUCAAGGAGAUACAAGGUGUUGGCAAUAUUGUGCCAGUCAUAAAAGGACGUUUAUCUUGCGCAGCCAUAUUUGAUUUUAUGGACUAUCUUGUGGAGAGCAUGUCCUAUGAACGUCGCAAAUAUGGACGCAUCAAUAGUGCCAUUUGUUUUCAUUUAACAUUGAUUUGUGCCUGGUUAGCUUGUCUAUCCUGGAUUGUAAUUACAGUAGUGAAUAUCGUACAGACAAGGCGUACGCGUGCCGCAAGGGUUUGAAACAAAUGGAAAAUAUUUAAAAUUGGUUAUUCCUGCUUGCUUUGCCAUGUACACUUAGCAUAUAGUAAAAAGUAUAUACGUAUGUAUACAUAUAUUUUAACUAAAAGUUUUAUAAAUGCUCGUACAUACUGUAUUUUAAAUAUAUAAAUUUAAUUAAUUUUUUGCAUGAACAUUAGUUUUUAGAAUUUGACUUCAUUCCACGUACAAAUUUAUUAUAUACGUUUUUUUUUAUUUAUGUAUGUAUAAGAUAUAUGCUUGCAUAUCUUUUGAUGUAAUUACAACGAAAUAUUAUGUAUAAGAUAAUAUAUAUAUAUAUAAAAUUAUUUUUUUUCAAAAUAUAUUUUUUUAAUAUAAUAAUAAUAAUAAAUGUAUCUUUUAAGUUUGUAAAUUCUGUUAAAUUUAUUGUAUUAGAAAUAUUUUGUCAAACUGUGCGCAUCCUUACAUUCUGUUUCCUUUUGCUCAAUUAAAUAUGAAAAGCAUUGACGGUGCUUUUUGUCAGCAGUUAUAAGGACACCAGUACUGAGGCACUUUGAGAUACGAAAGAAAAAACUCUUAUACCGCAAUCCCACACAUUCACCCAAAUUCCAAGGCAACAUAUUUAAGAGCAGCCACCGACUGAGCCAAGCGUUACAUUCUUAAAAGUCAUAAAUCAUUGCCGUUUAAUUAAACUGAACUCAGCAUGACAUUUGUGUAAACUUUUCAAUUCCCAACCACCUUGACUUUAAUGUUCUACGUUAUGGUGUGCCUUUGCAGGCUCCACUGGAGUAGGUCUACUAUCGCUUCUUUUUUUUUAUGUGACACAUUACAACAACCCACUAAUCCUUAAUAUUUUAUUUUUUUCUUGCAAUUUCAUACGACAUUUAAUAAUGGUUACACGCGUGGAUAUAAGUCACUCUCUCAACUAGAUAGAAGGUCACAGUAUUACAGAUAUGACCCAAUGUGACAAUAAAUUUCAAUUUUUAUUUAUUAAAGACUUUGGUGCCCGCAAUUUUGAACCAAUGACGUUAAUUAAUAGAACUGUGA